AUGCCACGCAAGCCGACGAACACUCUUAUAGUCUCAAGGCUUCCUGACUCUUUAAAGAAUGACCCCCAAGUGCUUGUGGACUUGCUCGCUGCUCAAAGUCUCCAGGUCGAGCUUAUCUCGCUCCCCAAGUUCGAAAGGUACAUCAUCAUCUGUGGAACCAUGGCUCUUGCGAUUUACGUGAGAGACUACCUUUCGUCGAGUUUGGAGAAGGGAAUUAGCAUAGGCUUCAGUCUAAAGGACAAUCAUCUGCGACUCCUUGAGGACGAGAACUGGACUCUCAAGGCUGAAGAUACGCAGUUUCUAGAGCUUUCGCUGGAAGAGGGCAGUCGGAGGUUCCUUAUUCUGCCUCCGCUUUCUCCACAGAGUGAAUGGGACGAUUAUCACAAAGUCGAAGAAGGUCCAAAUGAAAAGGCAAUCUAUUCCCCAGACGAGCUUUCGCAUUUGCUUUGGGACAGAUUUGGCGGCUUUGACAGCUCACAUGUGAGACGCUACCAAGAGGAUGAAAGUGAUGACGAGGAGGGCGAACUUCUUGACAUCAAGCAACAGCCCGAAGUGCUUUUCGAAAAUAUCGAUAACGGCGUACCUGCCAUAGUGGUUGACUCUGUGCGUAAUCAGAAAUCCAAGCGGACGCCGCCACUUCCAAAAACUGCAAUGCCACCAAUGAAUUAA
Molecule: messenger RNA, 669 nt
Organism: Candidozyma pseudohaemuli
Lineage: Eukaryota; Fungi; Ascomycota; Pichiomycetes; Serinales; Metschnikowiaceae
Gene: RCN1
Product: Rcn1p
Exons: 1
Coding region: 1-669 (222 amino acids)
Biological process (GO): calcium-mediated signaling
Source: RefSeq, a predicted model, not a curated record